Colletotrichum truncatum is the source of this 2253-nucleotide messenger RNA. The record is from RefSeq and is a predicted model, not a curated record. NCBI's taxonomy places the organism in Eukaryota, Fungi, Ascomycota, Sordariomycetes, Glomerellales, Glomerellaceae.
AUGGACACGACCACAAUGUCAGCAUUCGGAAGCUCCCCGUCUCAAAUGCAACAACAAGAUCCACCACCAGCCGAGAAACGGACCAGGCGGGCGAACCGCGCCCGCGUAACCCGUGCCUGUGACCGAUGCAAAAAGCGAAAGACAAGGUGUACUGGCCUACAGCCCUGUCGCCUCUGCGAUGAGGCUGCGGCAACCUGUACCUACAAUGCAGCCUAUCUGAGAGGAAGGUUGCUGCCAGUUACAUCUUCUAGGCCUGCAUCAGGGACUCCCGGCCAUUUUCGGUCUGAAGAACAAGCCAUAGAGUACGCAACUGGGUCAAUCAACGACAUCGUACAAGGAGCCAGCCCGACGCUCGGCUUGCUGCAGGAGAAUGCUGUAGGGGAGCACAGUGACUCUUUCAUAGAUGUCUUGCCGAUAACACACCCUUCUAAAAAUUCGGCACCUGAGCCAGUCUCCAGAGCCUCUCCAGAACCCACUCAGACAGACCUUGAAGGACACUAUGUCGGUCCAUCAUCUGGUGUAUCCUUCCUUUUACGAGUUCAAAAGCGGUUGGAUGAGUCUGUGUCGUUUCCUCAGGGAUCUUCGAUAUUCAAUUUUGGAGACGCUCCGCUUCCAUACUUCGCGGCAUCUGGAGAAAGUCCUCAGACAUAUUCUGACCCAACCUUCUCUCUUAUGUUAGACAAAGCAAACACUGCAAGACUAGUUGGAAGGUUCUUUGACUUUGCUGUUCCCGUCGACCGCUUUUUGCAUCGACCUACAACGGAGAAACUGCUUGAAGAAUUUCACAACACUAUGGGUAGCAUGCUUAACCGUGACGAGGCCCCCGCCCGCACGGCCGUCCUAUUCAUGGUGUUUGCCAUAGCGCAGGAGCACAUGGAAGCCCAGCCAACAUCUGUAUGUUCGGACAUGAGGAGUAUCCGGUAUUUUAUGGCAGCUAGCCAGCAACUGUCCAAAGAGCAGGGGACGGUCCGACUGGAGAGCAUCCAAGCACGGCUUCUGCAAUGUUUGUGGUUAUUAUCUCUAAGCCGGAUAAAUCAUUGCUGGAGCCUUUUUGGAACUGUUGCACGUCUUGCCUUUGCCAUCGGUCUUCACCGUGGGAGAGUUGCGGACUCAUUAGACCACAUCCAGUUAGAAUGUCGUCGCCGCACAUUCUGGAGUGCGUACAGCCUUGAUAACUACUUGAGUACUGCACUGGGAAGACCAAGAACGUUUCAUGAGGACGACAUUGACCAGGAGCUUCCUGCAUCAAUAGAUGAUGAUGACCUGCAGGCUAAUGGAGUGGUGUCACGGUCUAGCCGAGGGCAGUCUGUCAUGCUUGGGCAAGUGGCAUAUUCCAAGCUUUCGAAAAUUCAAAGUGGAAUCCUGCACGACGUAUACUCAAUCCGGCCUACUUCUUUAACUGCCAAAUUUACCCACACUGCGAGAUAUACCACUGAAUUAAAAGCAUGGCGCUCAGACAUGAGUCGUUUUCUCGACCUUGACUUGAACGCCGCGCCGCUAGUGCUAAUCUUCCAGAGGCAAAGAAACGUCCUUAACUUGGCAUACUGGCAUAACAUGAUUCUUACCCACCGCCCGCAUUUGCUGAGCAAUUUUGCCCGGCUGAAAAACAGAAGCCGGAGAGGACGGGUGCAAAAUGAUAGCCAUCGCGCACAGACAGAGGCGAGCGUUCAAGAAUGCUUACAAGCAGCCAUGAAUAUUGUUCGCACCGUCGAUGACAUUAUUCAAGCCGGACAGCUUCAUCGGGCAUUCUGGUUUACGCCUUACUUCGCAUUCUCGGCCUCGGUGAUAUUAUAUGUCUACACCAUACAGAAUAGCAAUAAGCCUGACCAGACUUACCGUCCACACUACGACGCUGCAGAACGAUGCCAAGGGCAGAUAGCAAACAUAGCAAAACCAGGGUCGUUAACAUCCCGCUAUUGUCUCAUCCUCGAAGAACUACGUUCUGAGGCAACAAGACAAAUGAAUAACCCCCAGAAUCAAGCGAGAGAUGCCAACCAGAACCUAGCGGCUUUGGAAGACGUAAUGGCAUCAUCCGCGGGUGCCAAUGGGCAUGACGAAGCAUUUUUGUCGCAACGGACGGUGGCGGAAAUGCAGGACUCUGAAGGAUUUCCCGACUUCAACGUCAGCCCCAGUGACUCCUUGGAGGAUCUGACAGGUUGGGGCCAAUUUGACUCUAUGGUCAUGUCUGGACUUAGGGGUUUGGAAGGUUUACUCGAUAAUGAACGGUUCGGCUCGGCCCAACAAUUCAUUUGA